AUGGCGGCAUGCAAGAUGAAUCGCCCUGGUGGCUCAAAUGGUCCAGUACUGCGGUACGUAGUCCCUGGUUACGUACCGGCGUUACGUAUCGGGCAAUACUGCCGUGUUAUCACCUCCCCACUCCCCCCAGCUCCCCAACCCCCCCUUCCUCCUCCAUCCCCCUCCCUCUCUUCCCCCCCUUUCCGCUUCCCCUCCCCUCCUCCUUUUCCCCAUGUCUCGCAUCAAAAUUCUCAUUCCACUCCCCCACUCCCGGGUUUCCCCGUUUCUCCGAACUCCCUUCCAACCCCGUCAUAUCCCGUUCCCCUUGCGCGCGCUCUUCCCACCCCCCCGGAUCCCCGUUCCCGCUUUCUCCGCUCCCCGCUUCCCCAGCCCCCCGGGUACGACCACCGCGCGCCCCAGUUGCAGGACCAGCGGAGCGACGGGGGAAGCCAGGGGCAGGGGUAUGGCGGGCGAUAUGACGACGAGCGGGGCAGCCGAUAUGGCUAUGACGACUAUGCUCGGGAUCGACCAUAUGACCGAGAGAAGGAAGAGGAGGAGGCGCGGGAGAGGGAGAGGGCGGAGCGCAUACGACGAGAGGAGGAAGAGGAGAGAGCCCGCCAAAAGGCAGAGGAGGAGGCAGCAGCAGAGGCCGAAGCAGCAGCGGCAGCUGCAGCAGCGGCAGCAGCAGCAGCAUCGCCACCACCGGACCUGCUAUCCAUGGAAGAUGAUCUGCUGGGCCUCGGGACAGACGCAGGGCCGGGGGCUCUGGUGCUCUACAGUGCUCCUAAUGCGGAUGACCUCAUUUCCAAGGCGUUUCAGCAAGAGAUCAGCCUUCUGGACAUUGACACUAGCACGUCAGAGGCAUCUCUCCUGGAGAAGGUGAAUUCAGUGGCUCCAAAGCAGGCGAAUGGGGAGGUCGAUCUGCUGGCUCUGGUGGACGGACCUGUGCCCGCUGGUGCCGCUGCUGCUGCUGGAGGAGGAUUGGGAGGGGGGUUGGAUGCGACGAGUGGGGCGCUGGUGCUGGUGACACCCAUGAAGGGAUUCCACGCCACACCCACAAGGCACGGCAUAUGUGGUGCUUGUGAGCGGACUAUCGAUUCCGGGAGGUACCUGAUUGCUCUGAACCGUGACUGGCAUGCCGCCUGCUUCAAGUGCUGCCACUGCCGCCUGCCCAUCACUGAGAUGCAGUGCUCUGUGAAGGAAGGUGAUACUUACCACACCGAGUGCUACCGCCAGCUCUUCCACCCCAAAUGCUACGUCUGCGACACUUAUAUUGCCCCCAGCGAGUCUGGCAUGGUUGAAUAUCGCCUCAACGACCUGUGGCACGCCAAGCACUGCGCCAAGCACAGCCCAACCACGGAUGGCUCGCCCCUCUGUUCCGCCUGCACUCGCCUCCAGCCCACCACAUGCACAAUGGUGGACAUUGGCGGUAACCGCACGCUCUGCCCCGAUUGUAACACCUGCUCCUGGCCCUCCCCUCCUGGCUCCGCGCUCUCCGCCCUCACCUCCUCCUCCUCCUCCUCCUCGCUGGGGACUCUAGUAGUAGAGGCCUCUGAAUGUGCCCCUAUUUUUGCCUCUGUGCUGAGUUUCUUCGAGGAGGUUGGGUUGGGAGCGGUGCUGAGGGGUGCUGUGGGCGUGAUGGGCGACGAGCUCCCGGUGGUUACUGCUGACGUGGCGGCGUUACAAGCUGCUGCUGAGGGCGAGAGACAGGGUUCAUCUCGCCUGGCGGUGGUGCCUGGAGUGUGCCUCACUCAAGAAACCACCAUCCAAACAGUCGUACGAGCACCAGGGUCAACAGCAACGGCCUUUGCAGGCAUCUCGCAUGAAGCGAAGACACUGACGCAUGUCAACUCCACUGCCGUCUCGGGCAUUGUCAUUCUCUACGGCCUCCCAGCACCUCUAGCGGCGGCAGUCAUAGCCAAUCAGCUCAUGCAUGCAUGGUUCCUUCUCGAUGCGCCUGCUGUCACGAGCUAUGAGACAUGUAUGGACUUGGCUCUCACGAUACUGGGUGUGUUGAUCCUGGGCAGGGCACUGCAAUUACCAGCAGUACCUGCUCUCAACCCUCUCCUGGCCUCGCUCCCUCCUCCUUUCCCCACAGCGCUUCCCUCAGAGAUCGAGGAGGCCAUGUGCCAAGUCAUGGCGCACCUGUGGUUACAGCGUUACCAGCAGCAGCUCAAGAGCCCCUCUGCCUUCCAGUCUGGCUUCCUCGAGUUCUGCCUCACUCGCGUUGCCUCCGACCCCUCCCCUGCUCUGCUCGACUCGUUCCGCUCCGCCUACUCUGCUGUGGUCUUCAAGGGCCUGCUUGCCACCAUUCAAACACUCCGCAUGUCCAACACCCUCCCUGCUAUCUAG
Messenger RNA from Closterium sp. NIES-65, 2331 nucleotides. Lineage: Eukaryota; Viridiplantae; Streptophyta; Zygnematophyceae; Desmidiales; Closteriaceae. The record is from the annotation of a GenBank genome assembly.